GUCGAGACUCGCUUUCUCCCGCACUGAGAAACCUUUACUAGCUGCCGCACACAAACUCGCCGCCGCCGUCUCCUCCUUCUCUCCUCUGCGCCGUCACCUAACCCCGCCGGAUACCCUAGCCGCCGAACGAAACUCGCCGCUGCACUCUUCGCUCCUCUUCUACGCCGCCGUUUUCUCCUCCGUCCUCUUCCCAUUUGCCGCUGCGCCUCUUUUAACAGUGAAACGUCCAACAAGGAAUUGCCACAGUCAUGAUAAUGUCUCUUCGGGCUCCUCCUUCUUCCACCUCUUCUUCCUGGUCUCUUUUCCCCUUAUGUCCAAGUAUGCAUUCUGCUUUCCGCGCAAGGCUGCCUCUCUCGGUCGCCUUCUCUACGCGAAUUGUCCGUUGCAGCCUAUUGCAAGAUCAAGUCUCCGUUAAUGCCGGAGCUGCGUCUAAAGUCUCUGACCGAAAUGAGCUUCGGCUUGGCUUGCCUAGCAAAGGACGGAUGGCCGAUGACACGCUUGAUCUCCUCAAGGACUGUCAACUAUCUGUCAGAAAGGUUAAUCCUCGACAAUAUGUCGCGGACAUUCCUCAGCUGUCCAACUUGGAAGUCUGGUUCCAGCGACCCAAAGACAUUGUGAGAAAGUUGUUAUCUGGAGAUUUGGACCUUGGAAUUGUGGGCCUUGAUAUAGUCAGUGAAUAUGGCCAGGGAAGUGAAGAUCUAAUCAUUGUUCACGAUUCUCUUGAUUUUGGGGAUUGCCAUUUAUCCAUAGCUAUACCAAAAUAUGGCAUCUUUGAAAACAUAAAUUCCAUGGAGGAGCUGGCCCGAAUGCCUCAGUGGACAGCUGACAAACCUCUACGAGUUGCAACUGGAUUCACUUAUCUAGGAUCUAAAUUUAUGAGGGAAAAAGGACUGAAACAUGUGGUUUUUUCAACUGCUGAUGGAGCCUUAGAAGCCGCACCAGCGAUGGGUAUAGCUGAUGCAAUUUUAGACCUUGUCAGUAGUGGAACAACUCUCAGGGAAAAUAACCUCAAAGAAAUUGAAGGUGGCAUUGUAUUGGAGAGUCAGGCUGUUCUUGUUGCAAGCAAGAAAUCAUUAGUGCACCGGAAAGGCUUGCUGGACACAACACAUGAGAUCAUUGAAAGAUUGGAGGCACAUUUGAGGGCUGUUGGUCAAUUCACGGUGGUUGCAAACAUGAGGGGAAAUAGUGCUGAUGAAGUGGCACAGCGGGUACUGAGCCAGCCAUCUUUGGCCGGGCUGCAGGGACCUACUGUAAGUCCAGUUUUCUGCAAACGUGAUGGAGAAGUUGUGGUCGACUAUUAUGCCAUAGUCAUUUGUGUACCAAAGAAGGCAUUGUACAAGUCUGUACAGCAACUUAGAGCGAUUGGAGGCAGUGGUGUUCUGGUUUCUCCUCUGACUUACAUAUUCGACGAGGAGACCCCUAGAUGGCAGGAACUUCUUGGCAAACUGGGCCUAUAAUAACGAUGUUCUCUUUGCUUGGUGGCUCAUCGUCGUCCAGUACGAUUCUGUUCCUUCAAUAACCUGCUGGCUUCCAGACUCCAGAUACGCAGAUCAUGGUCGUGCUACAACUAGAGAUGGUUGAGAAGCAGAAGAAAGGAAGAAAGGAACCUCCCCUGCAUUAUGGAGCGGCAGCAAGCAAAGUGCAUAAGCAACUUGGGAAAAUUUUAGUAAUUUUUAUGUAGCAAUUGUUCCUGUGUUUUUAAUAAGCCCUGUGCUGCCUGUGUUUUUUUUUCUUCUCUAUUUCGUUCUUGAAAAAUAGUUAACUUCUCAACUUUUGUGUGUCCAAUCUGUUGAGUUAUCCAGAAUUUUGUGUUCAUUCGGUAUCAUUAUUACUCUGUUUGGUUAUGAGGGGGUCUUUUGCCAUAGUUAAGGGAAGUCGAGAUCUCCACGAUUGUCGACUCAAGUGAUGCAGGUGUUUCAAGUAACAUAGUUUCCCUCGCUCACUUUCUGGUUCACUUAAGCUCGUAUUUGUGUCUCUGCAAUGAAAUUCUCUGC
Linum tenue is the source of this 1994-nucleotide messenger RNA. NCBI's taxonomy places the organism in Eukaryota, Viridiplantae, Streptophyta, Magnoliopsida, Malpighiales, Linaceae. The record is from the annotation of a GenBank genome assembly.